UCUAGUCCUCGUCGUUAUACCGGUAAACUGGCCAGAACUCACCCCUGUUCGGUGUAACUGAGACUCGGAUGAGCAGUGAUGUCACAGGAAACCCGCUCCACACAAUCCUCUGCUGCUUCAGGGACCGCAGUUCAUCAGCGAGCACAUCUCCUGCACUGCUCUACACACCGCGGAGAACACAGCAGCUAACGUGGUGAAACGUUCAGAUCAUUUGGAUGCACAAGAGCCAAACAACGGAACCAUGGAUAGAUGCUGCAUUACCUCGUUUAUCUUACUGUUGGCAACCUCUGAGUUGUUUGUGGUGGUUCUCUCAGAGAACAGCACUGGAGGUACAAAAAAGAAUGCCCAUGAACUGAACUUCACUCGCCACAAAAUCUUGACCGCCCAGUUUGAAUGUUACCAAAAGAUUAUGAAAGAUACUAAUCACAACAAAACAGAUGGUUCUAUGUGUAAACGGACAUGGGAUGGGUGGCUGUGCUGGGAGUAUAUGGAACCAGGAGUCACCUCAGCCCAGCACUGUCCAAACUACUUUGAUGACUUUGACACCUCAGAAGUGGCAACGAAAAUUUGCACUAAUUCGGGCCAUUGGUUCGUUCAUCCAGAGAGCAACAGAACCUGGAGUAAUUACACCGACUGUAGGCUUAAGUCUAACGAUCACAAAAAGACAGCGCUUAAUCUCUACUACUUGACUUUGAUUGGUCAUGGAUUAUCUCUGAUAUCUUUGUUUACAUCUCUGGGGAUAUUUUUCUACUUUAAGAGCUUGAGUUGUCAACGGAUAACUCUACACAAGAAUCUCUUCUUCUCCUUUGUGUUAAACUCUGUUAUAACCAUCAUCUUUUUCACUUGUGUUGCAAACAACCAAGAAGUAACAGAAGCAAACCCAGUAAGCUGUAAAGUGUCAGUGUUCAUCCAUCACUAUCUGCUGGGCUGCAAUUACUUCUGGAUGUUGUGUGAAGGGAUUUACCUGCACACACUCAUUGUGGUGGCAGUUUUCGCAGAGAAGCAGCACCUCAUGUGGUAUUACCUCUUAGGAUGGGGCUUCCCAUUAAUACCUGCAUUCAUCCACGCAAUAUCACGAAGCUAUUACUACAAUGACAACUGUUGGAUUAGCUCGAACACUUCUCUGCUCUACAUUAUUCAUGGGCCCAUCUGUGCAGCUCUAUUGGUGAACCUCUUCUUCCUUUUAAACAUUGUGAGAGUGUUGAUCACCAAGCUGAAAGUGACCCACCAGGCAGAGUCCAGUGUGUACAUGAGGGCCGUCAGGGCCACGUUAAUCCUGGUACCUCUGCUGGGCAUUCAGUAUUUACUACUGCCCUACAAACCUGAUGGCCGGCUCGCAUCUGAGAUAUUCAUACACACAACCAACAUACUUAUGCAUUACCAGGGCCUUUUGGUUGCCACAAUAUUUUGCUUUUUUAAUAGCGAGGUUCAAGGUGUGCUACGACGCCACUGGAACCAGUACCGCACCCAGUUUGGCGGCACAUUCGCUAACACAGCCCUGCGAUCCGCAUCUUACACCGCGUCCUCCAUGACAGAAGUCCAUCGAUGUUACAGCAUUGACGGUCACAUGGACAGUCUAAACGGCAAGACUUUUCACAAUCUGGAGAGCACCAUUCUCCGAUCAGACAACCUGUACAUGUGAGUGACACUUUGGCUCCAGGGAGAAAAACCUCAUGGACAGGACUGAAAUAUGUGUGUGUGUGUAUAGAGGUCUACGAGGCAAACAUCUGGACCUAAGAUGACAAGACGUCUUUACUUUUGACUACAGGCCUCAGUUUAUGGAUGAUACUGUAUUUUCUAUGGAAUAUUACAUUGAUGGAAUUGAACUCUGCGGAGAACAUCACUGAUUAUCAGUCUUUGAUUGGAAGGAGGUGAAGUUGGAUUUUACCUUUCCUCUUGGGUAAACUAUGAACUGUGGAUCAUACCUAAAUGAAGCUUUUUUUCUUUGUGGCACUGUGUUUUGUUGAUGAGGGCUGAGCCAUUGGUUGAUGGAUUCCAGAAUCAUGGAUCUUUGGAUUAUUUUGGGUCAAAAAACCUGUCGAGGAAGAAAGGAAAACACAUCGUAAAACACUAAAUCUUCAGGAUGUGAUUUCAGAACAUACUGAUGACAUUUGUCCUGCUCUUUUUUCCAUUGUGUCAGCAAUUUUGUGCAGGAUUGGGUAAAGUUUUUUUUAAAAGUCAUAUAUUACAAUCUAGAUUCACUAAAUGUGUGUUGCGUAACUAAAUUUGCAAGUGUGUGUUGUUAUUUUUUGCCUAUUUUUUGGCUUGUUUGUUUAUAAAAGAGGCCUACUUUGCAAGAAUCACUUUUAUAAUGGGUUUAAAGACAGAUGUAUGGCAGCAUUGUGUGAAUAUAGCAAGCAUCUUAAGGUUAAAAAAUCACACUUGAUAAAAACAGCCUGCAGAAACACUUUAAUUUACAUUCCCCCAUUGUACGGGUCAUCAGAGGGGGAAUGCCCCACACAUUAGUUACAACCUCUCCCUUAUAAGCAUAGACAGCCCUGAGUGAGAAGCAGCGGCCCAUUAGUAAAGAUAAUGUUAGCGACUUAGAGGCUUUACAAAUGUUGUACUUUAGCAGGGGUGUCAAACUCAGUUCCUAAAGAGCCGCAGCUCUGCAUAGUUCCAACUCUGCCCCAACACACAUACCUCUAGGUUUCAAACAAGCCUGAAGGACUCAAUUAGUUUGAUCAGGUGUUUUUAAUCGGGGUUGGAACUAAACUAUGCAGAGCUGUGGCCCUCCAGGAACUCAGUUUGACACAUGUAUACUUUAGGAUGCACAAAUGAACACCGUAGUCUUCAUAGACCAGUGUUUCCCAACCCUGUUCCUGAAGGCACACCAACAGUACACAUUUUCAAGCUCUACCUAAUCCAAAAUAUGGACUGUUGGUGUGCCUCUGGGAACAGGGUUGGGAAACACUGUCAUAGACUACUCUGUCUUUUGAGUUGCUUUGAGAUUUUCAGUUUUUCAUUGAAAUAACAUUAGUCAUGUUUUGAAUGUGCCACUAUGCUGUUGCAUAAGAGUCUAUAGCUCCGCCUUCUUUUGAAAUCAGCACAAUCUCAUUUGAGUUUAAAGCGACAGUCACCAAAACAACGCAAUUUGUAUAGAAGCCUAAAAGGUGCAGUUUCAAAUAGUUUUAAAAAUUAUUUAUGGGGUAUUAGCUGAAAUUUCACACACACACUCUAAGACCUAUUUUAAAUCUUGUAAAAAAGUAGAGAUGGAUGACGCAAAACUGGCGUUUUGACACUAUGUCGAGAUCCUGAAUCACGUGUUUCGAAACACCCAGUUCAUGUGACUAAAGCGAUUCAUGGCGCGGUAACCACACAAGCAUUC
Molecule: messenger RNA, 3328 nt
Organism: Danio rerio (zebrafish)
Lineage: Eukaryota; Metazoa; Chordata; Actinopteri; Cypriniformes; Danionidae
Source: RefSeq, a predicted model, not a curated record